AUGCGUUUCUUCUCCGUCCUCGGCUUCGCGGCCGCGGCCGUCGCCCAGCUGACGUCGUCUUCCCUCGAGAAGUACGUCGACGCCGCCACCAUCCAGUCCUUCAACCCCAUCAAGGAGUCAUACUGGACCGGCCUCCCCCACCACCGCCGCACCCCCUUCGCCGUCUCUCCCGACGGAAAGUCGGCCUGGCUCGCGUACCUCGAUUCCUCUGAGACGGGCGUUCACGUCCAGCAAAUCGACCCCACCACUUUUGCCGCCACCGGCACCCCUAUCACCGUCUCGGGCGGUAAGGAGGCCGCCGGCCUCGUCGCCCACAACGACGGCUUCGCCCUCAUGACCAAUGAGGUCCUCUCCGGCUCCGGCACCGACGACGCCAUCGCCGUUCUCUACCGCUUCACUACCGGCAAGACCGAGCCCACCUUCAAGACCUGGCUCGGCGGCCCCAACGUCGACGGCAGCCAAGCCGCGGCCUCGCCCGACGUCAACGGUGAUCUCGUCUUCUCCGAGAAGGCCGGCUACUACGCUGCCUACAUUGUCAUCACCGCCUACAAGGGCGACGCCACCGGCCACUUUGGCGAUGCCAUCCGCUACAUCGACACCACCGGCAAGCUCACCCCCAUCUCCGGCGCCUCCUCCAGCUGGGGCUGCUCCCACAACACGGGUAUCGCCUUCGAGGCCGCCGACGCGGCCCCCUUUGCCUCCAUCUGCGCCGAGGACCAAGGCGCCAUCUGGCUCAACACAAAGUCCCAGGGCAUGACCAACGACAAUGUCAAGAUCUCCAACGAGCACGUCAUUAACGGCGCCUCCAACGAGGCCAUGGGCGGCAUGUCCGGCUCCUACUCCAGCCUGGCCCGUUUCAUCGGCGCCGACUCGUACAUCUUCUCCUGGGUCUCCCGCGGCGCCAUUGACCUGACGGAGAACACGUGGAUGGGCGACGGCUACACCCACGCCCAGAACCGCACCAACAACCGCAACGUCGCCAUCGCCCUCUUCUCCGACAAGAACACCAUCGUCGGCCCCCAGGCCUCGUCCGUCGUCGGCACCGCCGACGGCGACUCCCAGAUCAACUGGAUCACCUCGGGCUCCAACGACUGCUCCAACGCCCACGCCGCCACCUUUGACGCCUCCAAGGCCCUCAUCACCUGGGAGGAGAUCUCGAACCCUAUCUGCGCCUUUGACGCCAUGGGCUGCCAGGGCCCCUAUGCCGGCACCAAGUUCCAGAUGGUCGGCAGCGACGGCAAGAAGAUUGGCGACGUCAUCAGCGCCGACGACACCUACGUCGCCGGCGACAUGGUCACCAUGUCCGAUGGCCGCAUCUGCUGGCCCUACGUCUCCAUGACCUGGAAGCUCAACGGCCCCGUCACCGGCUCCCCCGUCACCAAGAUGUCCUUCGCCUGCAUGACCGGCGGGGCCGGCUCUAGCGCCGCCCCCUCCGCUGCGCCGGCCUCCUCUUCCACCCCCACCGCCAGCGCCGUCGCCUCUCCCUCCGCUCCCUCCACUCCCGUCGCCGCCGCUCCCUCUACCACCGAGGCCGUCGAUGCCGUCGCCCCUAGCGUCUCGAACUCCGCCGAUCCUACCUUCCCCUCCGGCUCCGCCCCUCAGCCCAUCUUUGAGACCAUCUCUGGCACGGCCUACACGCCCACUGGCCCGUCCUACACCCCCUCCGCCUCCGCCUCCGCCUCCGCCUCAGCACCGGCCCCGGCCGCCCCUGCCCCCUCUGGAUCCGGAUCCGUCCCCGCCGAGGCCCCCGCCUAUUCUGCCCCGACUGCUUCCGUCUCCUCCCCCGCCGGCGCCCCCGCCCCCAUCUUCGAGACCCUGCCUCAUGCCCCCGUGUCGUCUGCGCCCUCCGCCCCUAGCACCCCCUCCGGCACCCCCUCCGGCGCCGCCCCCUCCAAGACCAAGACCAAGAAGACCCGCACCCGUACCAAGACCCGCGGCCCCAAGCCCACUGCCGCCCCUUCUCACAGCGGCAAGUGCGUCGCCCACACCGUCUUCAAGACCGUCUACGUCACUCAUAAAUGA
This is a messenger RNA of Colletotrichum orchidophilum, 2022 nucleotides long. RefSeq lists its product as uncharacterized. NCBI's taxonomy places the organism in Eukaryota, Fungi, Ascomycota, Sordariomycetes, Glomerellales, Glomerellaceae. The record is from RefSeq and is a predicted model, not a curated record. The coding region runs from base 1 to 2022 and encodes 673 amino acids. The transcript has a single exon.